UUCUCUUUCCUCUUGAGUAGAACGGCACAAGAAAACGGUCCAGUCCGGCAAGAAGGUGAUAUCAACGUGUGACUACGUGAAAGUAUCUGUGCGUGUCGUUGGCUUUAUUAAUUGUAAUACGCGAAUUUUUACCAGUUUACUUAUGCGCACAUGUUGGCCGAUGUUAAAGCAACCUUAUAAUUUAAAAUUCAUUACUUUAUGACUGCAUACGUUUCUUGUCAGUUACAAAGUUGCUGUUACGUGCGGUAGUUGUAAUUAAAAAAGUUUACCAUUUGAAUUUUUUGUGCCAUGAACUUUCAAAGGAUUUUCCUUCAGUUCGUUUACUUAUGUUAAGUGACUUGACGUGCAGUAGUUAACGACGAGGUGCGAAUUCGAAAACGAGAAAUACAUUUGUGGAGAUUUUAACAGUGGACCACACAGGAAACCCGUAGGGACAACACUUCCUCUUCUGAACAUGUAGCAACAACGAUGUCCUCACCUUCGCCGGUAUCUCAAAUACCUACAGAACACACAUACCAGCCAAGCGAUAGCAGCGACCACGUUCUCAUUUCACAUAAUAACUGCCAGUGCACUGAAGUCCUUAACAAGGACUCCCCUAAAUGCGAUCCUAAUGUAUGCCAUUCGUUUCCACAAAAUAAGUGCAAGUCAAACCAUCACCACAAUCUAAUCAACCUGUCUACUCAUGGACCUGCCAAUACAACACAUUCGCAUUCAACAAACCAAUCCGUGCACGUUCACGUCCAUUCGCCUCCUGGCUCCACCCUCUCCAAGCAGCCACCUCAAACGGCAUGCAACUGUCACAGUCCACUCGAAAACGAAAGCAACGCGGACGUACAUCAGACAAUUCAAUCGAAUAGGAAAAUUGAGGCGGAUGAUCGGAUCGAAGUUUCGCCACUACCACCAGCACUGCCUCCACGACCCCCUCCGAGACCAAGAACCGACGUGCAUGGCACGCUUAAUUCCAGAUCGAGAAUACGUCCACCCAGUACCACCGGAGGAGGAAUUCGUAAAUAUGUCUUCUGGUGCUGUGCGUGUGGAGGGUUGGCGACAAUACUGGGAGCGCUAUUUUUGGCGGUUUAUUUUCUACUACGAUCUUAUACAUCCACCUUAGGAUAUUUUGAAACUAUUCCUACUUUUGUGCCUGCAACCAUGUUAAUUUUAACUGGAUUAUGUGUGAUAUGCCUUGCCAGACGAAAAAAUCGAUAUAGUUAUUUGAUUAAGGUUUGUGGAAUAUGCUGCUUAGUGUGUGCGUUAACUUGUGUUCUUGUGACUAUUACGACAACUGUAAUACACAUGAAUCGGUUACAAACAUUACGUGAAUGUGUUUAUACUCAAAAGACUCGGACUUGUACCUGUUACUCUGUUUUACUUGAAGCUCACGCGUCAACCGAUGAAGGAAUGAGAUUCGUGUUUGAUGCUACUCCGGACUGUGAAGUGAUACAUGGUGCGUUAUACUCAUGUUUACGGGCUAUGUUUGGUUUGUCAGUGAGUGGAAUAUUAGUGUGCAUAUUUUCAUGCAUGCUUGUGUACCAGUUGUUAAGUCAUGAAAAGAAGAAAAUGUAUUGGGAGCAACUGGAAUUACGAUGCCGUUCCCUUUAUCAGCACGGUGGUGCCCCGGCCAGUACGCACAGUUCUGUAAGAGGAACUCCGUUCCCAUCGACAACUUAUUGCAGCUGCUGUGAAGAAUGUCGCUAUCCGCCGUUAUCUACCGGUUCGCAUAUGUUCUCGUGGGACAAUCACGCCUUAGAACGUUUCUGGACGCCGGGAAGGGUUGGAAAUUUUUAUUCUCCCAAUCCAGGAGAGGAAGGCAAUUCAACUAUCGAAGGCCAUCCUAGGGAGAGGAAUAACGGUGGGUGGAGUUGGAGGCGUUUACCUUGGAAUCGAGGGAAUAACACCCAACAUAAUGUAACAGAAUCCAACAGAGAACCGUCAUUAACAUACGAAGGAGGAAUUAGUAGUUCGGAUAGUCAAUACGGAUUUGGGCAUCAACAAGCAAAUGAAUCUAGACAAACGGCAACGGAUCCAGUUUCGGGAUCGUCAGGGUCUUACAGCGUUCUUGAUAGUCGACCGCCAGCUGGAGGGGUUUACGUGUGGGGCCCACCUCCUCCGUACUCAAACCCUAACUCUCCUGCAAGAAGGCCUUUCCAAUCGCCAUCUAGAUUUCAUCAUAUGCACCAUCAUCAGCAUGCACACAAUCCUCACUGCCAAAUAAAUAAUGAAAGUCAAAGCCAACCAUUUACAAACGACAUGCAUCUAAGACGGAGCCGCUUGCAGCAUUCAAAUAAGGCAAAUUAUGAGAACACUUUGGAAACCGAGGUUCACCGAUCCAAUGAUAAUAGUGAAAGUACCGACACAUCGAGUUGUGUUGAUCACGUGCCUCAUACUUUAACUGCGCGGAAAGUGAAGAAGAAGGUGGAUAUCGCAUCCUUAAAAUCCGUUGCAUGUACGAACCGGACCAACGUUCAAAAUGUCUUUAAUCAAACUUGUCAAAGUUAUUCAGCUGACAAUGAUAAUAUCCACGAGGAUGAUGUUUCGGAAGGAAAUCAACAGAUACUAAAUGAUAAUUCCCAGUGUCGUUUCUUGCCUCGAUUACAAGGAGUUGAGAAUGCUGCAUUCCAAAACCAAGAGAGCCCAACUGCAAAACCGGAGGCUACAGAAUCCGAAGUCUAUUUUGCAGACGUCAGCAGCUGUUGCAACAUUUCUUUGAAAAAUGACGGACAGGAUUCGUCGGUGUACGAUGAAGCAAUGGAAAUUCAAAAACCUAGGUUGAUGCCUCUGCAAAAUAUUCAAGGGUCAUCUAACGAUAAAGAUAAUAGUCAAAUUUUACAAACAUUUCAAGAGAACAUAUCAUCUUCCACUGUGACAGAAGAUGAAGAAUAUUUAGCGCACAGAUUAGGAAAACGACAGUUGUCGACUCGAAGUCGUUUACCUUUUCCAUUACCAAACAAUCAUGACGGCUGCGACAUGAAUUCCGACCCCUGCAUUCAGUUAUUACCCAAAGACAUCUCUCAAAAUAGCUUAUGUAGCAGCGUGCAGACACCCAUGACCGAAACAACCGACGACGCCGUCUCCCCAGGAUCUCCAACUGGACAAUCCCCGAUGAACUAUUACGAUGAUGGUACCAAUCAUCACAUCAGUCAACGGCAUGGAACAUUCUCCAAUCAAAAUUUAGAUCAAUUUCUCGCACCCGACGCGCAGUACGAAGUUAUACAAGAGCAAUCGGGUUCGAUACCGUUUAGACAAAAUUACAACUCGACCUGUACGACGGCGACGACAACUUUUAGCAAUCUUACAAAUACAAUUUCUAGUGUCAAUAAUUUCGGCCAAAACUAUCUUAAUAACCAAACCAAAAACUUCAAUUCCAUCCAAACUACAAAAAACAUUCCACCCAAGAGUUUAAACUUUAACCAACUGUCAAAUACUAAGAAAAAUCUCGGCUCGAAUAUUUCGAACUUAAUUCAAAAUUUAGGCGUCAAUCCUGUCGGUCUGUUGUACAGUGAAGCUAAUAGUUCGGUCGACGAGGAAGUGCAGUGUCAGGGAUGUCAUAGCGAUGGUACGAUGGAUUCCGGCUGGCAUAGUGGUUCAGAGAAACAGGAACGUGGUGCGGAAAGUGGUGACAGUUGUACGCAUAGAGCUGUGAAUGUGUAAAUACUGUGUUAAGAACAAGAAUCUGGUAGGGCCAAAUGAGUUUAUUUUUCAUAUGUAAACAAAACGCUUUUAUUUCUUAUAUUGCCCCAUAAAAUAUAUUUAUUAUCUUUGUUUUGAUAGUAACUUAAAUAAAACAGUAAUUACUU
Messenger RNA from Photinus pyralis (common eastern firefly), 3794 nucleotides. RefSeq lists its product as uncharacterized. Bases 469 to 3648 code for a protein of 1059 amino acids. The record is from RefSeq and is a predicted model, not a curated record. NCBI's taxonomy places the organism in Eukaryota, Metazoa, Arthropoda, Insecta, Coleoptera, Lampyridae. The transcript is spliced from 10 exons.